AUGCACUGGCAAUGGAAAAAUUGUCCAUCUGCUUGGCAAGGGGAUUAUGGUAAUCGGAAAGGGCAGAAAAGCAUCAUCAUCGAAGCAGUUGCUGGUUUUGAUACCUGGGUUUGGCACGCCUUCUUUGGAGUUGUCGGCUCUCAAAAUGAUUUGAACAUCCUGAGUCAAUCCCCGGUGUUCAAUGAUAUUUUGAGAGGUGAAUGCCCAAAUAUUACAUAUCAAGUCAAUAAUACCGUCUAUCAAAACGAGUAUUAUCUAGCUGAUGGUAUCUACCCGAGAUGGACAAUAUUUGUGAAAUCAAUUCCACAUCCCCGAUCCCAGAAGGAAAAAUUUGUUGCUGCCUAUCAAGAGGGGUACAGAAAAGAUGUGGAGAGGUGCUUUGGUAUCCUUCAAGCUCGGUGGGCUAUUAUCAGGGGCGCGGCGCGUCUAUUUGACGAGGAGGUGCUCAGAAGUAUAAUGAUGACUUGUAUCAUCCUCCACAACAUGAUUGUGGAAGAUGAAUAUGAUUACGAUGUUGAUGAAGUGUAUGAACCAGAUCCCAUGAACACGACCUUAACACGAAUUUAUGAAAAACCUAUGGGGCCAAAUGGAGAACCAGUGCAGCAUGAUCCAUUGGUUAGAGAUGGUACUUUCAUGCAUCGUAUGAUUGAGCGCUACACGGAGAUGCAAUCGUCGUAUAUUCAUGAACACCGUCAAGUUGACUUGAUGGAGCAUUAG
Messenger RNA from Prunus mume (Japanese apricot), 717 nucleotides. NCBI's taxonomy places the organism in Eukaryota, Viridiplantae, Streptophyta, Magnoliopsida, Rosales, Rosaceae. The record is from RefSeq and is a predicted model, not a curated record.